AUGAAGACUCUUCAUUUAGUUGUCUUUCAUCUAAUUAUUUUAUCUACAAUCAGUCAAUCACCCGAUCAGCUUUAUGAUGAAUUAUUCGAAGCUGUACAAAUUCAACGUUUAUUUUCGGAUUCAAAAACAUUUUGUGAUGCUGUUCCACGUACACUUGGUUCAAAUCAAAUACUUGAUUUAUACCGAAAAGAAUAUAACAAUCCAACAUUUAAUUUAACUUCAUUUAUUUUCAAUAAUUUUAUUAUACCAAACACAACAAGUAUUGUACAUGAAAAAUGGACGAUAGAGCAACAUUGCCAUCGUUUAUGGCCAUUAUUAACACGUACAACAAAUCAUGAAAAUUUCUCAUCGUUUAUUGAUGUUCCAUAUCAAUUUGUCAUACCUGGUGGACGUUUUCGAGAAUUUUAUUAUUGGGAUACUUACUUUACUAUGCUAGGUCUAAUAAGAUCAAAGGAAGUACAAUUAAUAGAUAAUAUGUUAGAAAAUUUUGCCUAUUUAAUACGUACACUUGGACAUAUACCCAAUGGUAAUCGAUAUUAUUAUGAAGGAAGAUCUCAGCCGCCAUUUUUCUCGUUAAUGACUGAAUUAGCAAGUAAAACAGAUAAAUAUAAAGAUGAAUUAGAAAAAGAAUAUCAAUUUUGGAUGGAUAAAAGAAGUAUUAAACUAGAUGAUGGAUCAAUUUUAAAUCGAUACUAUGACGAUUUAAACGCUCGACCCAGACCAGAAGCAUACAUUGAAGAUAUAGAAAUAGCACAUAAAAAGAAUAAUACGGAUGUUUAUGUUCAUCUUCGUGCAGCUGCUGAAUCCGGUUGGGAUUUCAGUUCUCGAUGGAUGGAAGAUGAAAAAGAUUUAUCAACAAUAAUAACAACAAAUAUUCUUCCUGUUGAUCUUAAUUGUUUAUUAUAUCACUUGGAACUAGCAUUGAAUAAAAAACUUCAAGCUGAAAAUCGUCGACGAGCCAUACAUAAAUACAUGUGGUCUGAUGAUCUUCAAUUUUUUACUGAUUAUAAUUUCAUACGAAAGAAACCAACUAAUCGUUUAACGUUGGCUGCUCUUUAUCCUCUAUGGCUUGACAUUGCAACAAAAAAUCAAGCUCAAAAUGUUGCUCGUCAAGUUGAGUCAUUGUUUUUACGUGAUGGUGGUGUAGUUACAACAAUAUCAAAUCAGAGUACACAACAAUGGGAUAAUCCAAAUGGAUGGGCUCCAUUGCAGUAUAUUACAUAUCGAGCUUUGCUUAAAACUCCAGGAUAUGAAUCGUUAGGUGAAACUAUUCGUCGACGAUGGAUGGCUUUGAAUGAAAAAGUAUUUCAAGACACAGGUAAAAUGAUGGAAAAAUAUGAUGUUGUUAAUAUCAAUCAAUCAGCUGGUGGCGGAGAAUAUAAAACACAAGAUGGUUUUGGUUGGACAAAUGGAGUUUAUUUAGAAAUGCUAUAUGAUCAACAACCAAUAUCGAAUACGGUUUUAUAUCGAAAAACUAUUUUUCAGAUUAGUAGCUUGAUAUUUUUUAUUUUUAUUUCACGAUAA
Molecule: messenger RNA, 1524 nt
Organism: Rotaria socialis
Lineage: Eukaryota; Metazoa; Rotifera; Eurotatoria; Philodinida; Philodinidae
Source: the annotation of a GenBank genome assembly